Messenger RNA from Penicillium nucicola, 1692 nucleotides. RefSeq names its product Cys6 transcription factor domain-containing protein. The coding region runs from base 1 to 1692 and encodes 563 amino acids. The record is from RefSeq and is a predicted model, not a curated record. Gene Ontology annotation, molecular function: zinc ion binding; DNA-binding transcription factor activity, RNA polymerase II-specific. NCBI's taxonomy places the organism in Eukaryota, Fungi, Ascomycota, Eurotiomycetes, Eurotiales, Aspergillaceae. Gene Ontology annotation, biological process: regulation of DNA-templated transcription. The transcript has 2 exons.
AUGGUGUACGAUGGCAAGCCAAGUAAAGGCUGUGGGAACUGUCGUUCGCGUAAGAUUCGAUGCGACCAAGCCCGCCCCGCGUGCUGGGAAUGUAUUCGAACCAACCGAGAAUGCUCAGGAUAUCGCGAUGAGUUGGCCCUGAUGUUCCGCGACCAAAAUGAGUCCGUCAUACGCAAGGCGCACUCUCACUCGUUCUCGGCCUCGAAAGCAAGGGCCUCCAGGAAUUGUGGAAACUGCCGGGCUGUCAAGCGACGCUAUGAGGCUAGUGCUCAUGAUGACCGUUUUGAUGCCCAGUGCGACCAGCAGUCUCCCCAUUGUGGACAGUGCCUGCGACUGCGUGAAACCUGCCCUGGCUACCGUGAUGAAUGGGACCUCAUCUUCCGGGACCAGACUCACCGUACCAUUCAGCGAUCCAAAGGACUCGAGACCCAAGGCACCCAUGACGUGCCUUGGACUCGCACCUUGAGUCCAAAUGCCGACGAGGUAGGGGUCCAUUAUUUUCUUCGUAACUUUGUCAGCCAUUCUUCUUUGCGUGGAUGUCUGAAUUAUAUUCCCUCGGUGUACCACAGCGAGGGAGAGAACCCAACUCUGGUCGCUAGUAUGGCCGCUGUCGGGCUUGUAGCGUUGGCCAAUUCAACACAGCAGCCCGAACUAGCCGACCUGGCGCGCACCAAAUACAUGGAGGCCAUCCGCAAUGUGAACGCCGCCUUGUGUUCCCCGGUCGAGUCGGUUAAGGACAGUACCCUGAUGUCCGUGAUCUCGCUGGGGGUGUUUGAACACGUCUCGGAGUAUAAGUCGUGGGCGCGCCAUGUCCAGGGCGCUGCCGCCUUGGUGGUCGCCCGGGGCGAGGGCCAAUUUACCACCCCGGCAUCGGUUCUCAUGUUUAACCAAGUGCGCGCUGAUCUCGUACUUGACUGUGUGCAUGCGGGUAAGCCUUUCCCAGAGAGCAUGAUGGAGUUGCAAGAAGAGGCAGCCAAUCACACAGAUGUCUCCGGUGCCUUUUGGCUCUUGGGGGUGCUAGGCACCCGGUGCGCCAAUCUUCUGAUGGGCGUCAGGGAGAAUACUGGGGAAACCCCGUGGCCUGUAUACCUGGAGCAAGCGAGUUUGUUAGAGCGGGAGUUCCAAUCUCUCCUGGUGCUCCUCGCUAUCCAAGAGCCGUAUCAAACCACGCACGACUCUGCCAGUGCGUCGGAAUUCAUUCAUAAUGGGCGAGUUGAUCUCUACAAGGACCCUUGGGCAAUCCGGGUUUGGAACAACCUGCGAAACCUUCAUAUGAUUGUCUGCGAGAUCCUGUUAUAUCUUCUGAACAAGAUUCUCGUGACGGAUAUCACGCUUUCCACAACCGUCCAGGAGUCUCUGAAGAUGAAGCUUCGAAUGAUAAUGCACACUCUGUCCACGUUGGGAGACGACAUCUUGGCCACCAUUCCGCAGGCGUUGGAAUUUCUCUCCUCGGCGUCUGCAGACUCGCCCUCCGUCGACAUCUCUUUUCGUGGCAGCGUGUCCGGUGGGUACAUUCUCACCUGGUGUCUUUAUAUGGUCGGAAAAUGUCCGGUCACGAACGCUGAAACCCGAAAAUGGAUCAUUCGACGUCUGCAAGACUUUGGUAGAAACAUGGGAAUUUCAAUUGCAUUGCGUCUGGUACAGGAUAUACAGGAUAUAUCAAAGAAAGAUCAAUCUGCCGGAGUUUCUUGA